CCAUGUCAUGCUGGGGUGAAGGGACUUGUCCAACACCGAUAACCCAAUGCUCAACUGGGAAUACGUUUACUGGCUAGUGGCUGCCGUGGUGAAGAGGGGCUUUUUAUUUCGAUGGCGAGAGAUUUUGUUAUUAUUAUCCCGAGCGGACGCCUUUUGCUAAUUAGUCCCUUUUUCCAUUGUCCUUAGGUGUGAUUAAGGCUGUUUGCCGAGUUGUUUUAUUGUACCAACUCCGGUCAAGGUCGACCUCUACGUUUCUUCUAUUUGUCAUAUUUGUCAGAGGGUUUGGAAAUUAUUGCGGUUAACUGGAUUAGAUGGAUUAUUGCGUGCUGACAACUGCUUUUGUAAUGAACGUCGGUCGUGUCGCUUUGGCUACUUGGAUAAUUCGAGAAAUGGCAUAUCACGAGUCGUCGUAACGAUGAAUAUUUCUCUUUACGGAAUCACUGGAGCAAUUUUUAUUUUGCUCUUUGCCAUUUUUAGUUUUACUAUAUUCCUAAGACUUCUGUCAUGCAUAGCCGUUUUGACAUUAGGAAUUGUGACUUGCGUGUAUAGAAAAAAUAUUGUAAAACUUGAGGAUGAAGUUUCGUCUCAGAGGGAAAAUCUGUUUAAAAAAACAGAAAAAUUACAGCAGUACCUUUUGGAAGAGUCGAAGAAAAAGGUGACGUUUACAUUAGACAAAAGAGUCACUGGCAGCCAUAUUAUUGAUGAAUCAUUACAAGAAAUACUAGACUUUGUCUUACGAGAUUACGUUGAACCCUGGUAUGGUGCCCUAACCGACGAUGAAGAAUUUACCAAAUCUGUCAGGGAUACUGCGCAAAAAAUUGCUAUUAAUAUAGCAAACAGGGUGAAAGAUGUCGAUUGGAUUCCAUAUUUGACAACAAGACUCGUCGACGAUGCUGCUUCACAUAUGAGACUCUAUAGACAGGCUAGAGCGAAGGUGAAGCAUCUGAAAUGCUUGCAAACUCCAAAAGGUGGUAGUAGCUCGAGCACUUCGGGCGGAACGCCAAAGAAAACUCCAACCCAUCGCAGAAACAAAAGCGAAACAGAUGUAUUUUGGUAUUCGCAAUCAAAGUUUUACAUUCCAAAUCUAUCAGCUUUAAAUGAGCCGAUCGAAGCUAAAAAUGAACAUGAAAUUGAAUCCUUGGAAAAAGUAUUCUUCGAUCUUGAAGUGCAGAUGGAAAAUAAUCUUAUUUGUCGAGAUUUAGUUUGCACCGAUAAAGCUCAGGAGUUAGCUUUUCUUGGAGAGAUAUCGGAGAUCAUACUUUAUCUCCUACUGCCAAAAUCUGAUUUUGAUUGUCUCACUAUGCGAUUUAUUUUGAGAGAACUUUUGGUCAAUGUUAUCAUCACACCAUUGCUCAAUCUUUUCUCAGAUCCUGAUUAUAUUAAUCAGGCUUUUAUAUGGCUGUGCACCAAGGAUGCCACUUUACCAAGCGAUGUAUUUUUAACUGUCAUGAGGAUGACAGACAGUUUAGAGGAAUUAAUAGCGACGAAACAUAUAGUUUGCAAAGAAAUAGCUCAUCUGCGCUCGAAAGAUUCCGGCGGUGAGGAUGAUCUGACCGUAAAGCAGCAACUAAACAGUCUUCUGUAUGUUAAAAAGCUUUUGGAAAGUCGUAUAAUUGGAAUGAAGGAAGGCUUGGAUGCAACGGAAGGUGAUGGAAUUGGUCCUAUUCCUGAUUGGAACCGAUUGCUCGUGCCAGGACAUAAAUUAAUAAACUUGCCGCUGGAUGAGCUGCUGAAAAAUAAUAUAGCAUUGAGCUAUUUUAUUGAUUACAUGACUAAUGUAAAUGCUGAAGCCUACCUUUAUUUUUAUCUAAAUAUUUAUGGUUGGCGAGUCUCGGCAGAACAACAGCUUUCGGAUAUUGAAUUACUAAAAAUACGUAGUGUGCAGUGUAACCUGACCAGUCUAUUGAAAAAAAAGAACAUUGAUUUGGAGAAUUUGAAGGAAGCUGCAGCGAAGAUAUACCAGCAAUAUCUCAGCGAUAAAGCGUCGUCAAAACUUCAGUUAGACGAUGCUCUUGUAAAAAGUUUGCUAACUAAGAUAAAAAACGGGCAAGUUAAAAACACGUGGUUCGAUGAGCUAGAAUCUUGUUGCUACGAGAAACUUCAAAACGAAGAUAGGUUUUUACCAGCGUUCAAAAGGUCAGUUUCCUAUCUGAAAUUACUGGCAGAAUUGGAUUUACUUAAAGAUCCAGCAUCGGAGGAUGACUCUAAGUCAUUAGACAGUAUUAGCUUGUCAAGUAUCAACAAUGAGUUGGAUACUCUUGAAGAGCAUAUUGAAAUACAGAAAGAUGGUGAAAAGGUUAAAAAUGAAGUAACAUCCAUCAGCAGAGAAUCCAAAAGCAAAUCAAGUUCCUGCGAUGAGUUAUUAGAAGGGAGCACGUCCACCGAUUGUCGCGAUGAAAGACUUCUUCGUCAGCCCGUGGACAGCUGUCGCAUCAGCGAGGGUAAGGACAUGAAUUUUUACAUGGAAGCCAAUACGGAACAGUUUCUCAAAUUCGACAAUACCGCCUACGAUCAGAACGUGAUAAAGAAGCUGCAACAAGGUCGCUUCGAACUAACCGUUGAGAUAAUCGAAACCGGCAUUGUGAAUGAUAAGGGCAAGACAUACGGUAUUUAUGCCGUCGCCGUGUCUAAGAUCUAUGACUCGGGCUAUCAAGAAAAGUGGCAUAUUUACAGAAGAUAUUCGGACUUUCACGAUCUCUAUCAGAAGAUCAAGGAGAAGUACUACGAUCUAGCCAAGAUACCAUUCCCCGCGAAGAAAGCCUUUCACAAUAUGGACAGAAUUGUAUUGGAGAGAAGGAUGGUGAUGCUAAACGCGUGGCUAGUGCAGCUGACGAAACCCGCCGUUGUCGAUGGUCAUAUGGGAUUGCAGAAUCUAUUGCUUUCAUUUUUGGAACAAGGGGAUUAUGAUAAGGGUGUCACCGGCGGACAUAUCUCGCGAACCAUCGAUACAUUGGUAAAUCCAUUAAAGACUUCUAUGAAAUCAGUGACUCAGGCUGUAAAGACGAUGCCUGACAAUAUGCUGAAUACAGUCGAUGGUGUUAUGGACAAUAUCAGUAAAUUCUUUGGAAAUCACAAGAAAAAUAGUGUUCUUUAUGAAAGUGUUAAGGUUGGAGCAAGUCUCGAUACAGAGACCGACGAUAACAUUCCUUUACGAAUUAUUCUCCUUCUGAUGGACGAAAUCUUUGACUUGAAAAAUCGCAAUCAAUGGCUGCGACGUAGAAUAGUUACGCUACUCCGGCAAAUUAUCCGUACUAUGUUUGGUGAUAUAGUUAAUCGAAGAAUAGUUGAGUACGUCUCUUUACUCACUAGUCCAAAGAACGUAGCUACGUAUUUAAAAAUAUUCAAACACAGUUUUUGGCCGAAUGGCGUGCGCGCCGACUCGAAGCCUCCACGCGACCAGGAGACGAAGAGCAGAACCCGCGUGGCUGCCAAGGUCGCCCUCCUCUCCUGCCUAUCGGACGAGCUGAAGCACAUAAUCGGUAGCGAGACGACGCGACGCGGACUACUCCGGGUCUUCGAGCUCUUCCAACGGCCGAUGCUCAAUCGUCGACUACUCUACGUACUGCUGGAGGGGAUUGUCGAGAACCUAUUCCCCCACACGGACCUCGUCACGAUCUUUCGAAAGAUGUACUCCGUGUCGCCUAGGGUUAGGAGCAAGUGCAGGGCCAAAUCCUGAUACUUGGACUCGAGUGGAGCGCGUUAAAUGAGGUGGAUUGGUCUGGAUUGGAAUGGAAGAUGACACUUUCAUUUCUCUCAUACUCAUUGACCAUUCGUAGACAUGGGGCUCCGUUUAUGUCCAUUAUUAUUAUUAUUUUCACUAUUAUAAA
Molecule: messenger RNA, 3827 nt
Organism: Ceratosolen solmsi marchali
Lineage: Eukaryota; Metazoa; Arthropoda; Insecta; Hymenoptera; Agaonidae
Product: sorting nexin-13
Exons: 13
Coding region: 416-3676 (1086 amino acids)
Cellular component (GO): early endosome
Molecular function (GO): phosphatidylinositol binding
Source: RefSeq, a predicted model, not a curated record